Diceros bicornis minor is the source of this 1811-nucleotide messenger RNA. It is a transcript of the gene HDIP1, whose product is annotated as chromosome 32 C16orf87 homolog. Bases 29 to 433 code for a protein of 134 amino acids. The transcript is spliced from 4 exons. Lineage: Eukaryota; Metazoa; Chordata; Mammalia; Perissodactyla; Rhinocerotidae. The record is from RefSeq and is a predicted model, not a curated record.
GCCGCCGCCGCCGCCUCCGGAGAAGAGCAUGUCUGCAACUCGAGCCAAGAAAGUGAAGAUGGCCACCAAAUCGUGCCCCGAGUGCGAUCAACAGGUUCCUGUUGCAUGUAAAUCAUGUCCCUGUGGUUAUAUAUUUAUUAGCAGAAAACUUUUAAAUGCAAAACACCCAGAGAAAUCACCACCUUCUACAGAAAACAAGCAUGAGGCCAAGAGGAGGCGAACAGAGAGAGUUAGGCGAGAGAAGAUAAAUUCUACAGUAAAUAAGGAUUUAGAAAACAGAAAGAGAUCUCGAAGUAACAGCCAUUCAGAUCAUAUCAGACGAGGAAGAGGAAGACCUAAAAGUGCAUCUGCCAAAAAACAUGAGGAAGAAAGAGGUCAGAGACUAGAAGUAUCUUCUCUAGGGAUUCUGAAGAGCACAAGAGAAAAGGCCUAAAAUACAGAUACAUUCGUUAGGGAUUUCACAAAGAAAUGGCCCAGUCAGAUCAUCCUGAAGUGAUGACCACAGUCAAGCUCCACAUAUGUGCAUGAGCUAAUUAGCUUUUUUGUUCCCACUCCCAAAUAUGAGCACAUUACCAAAAAUUACCCAGAUAUACGGAAGAAAGCAUCUAGUAUGAAAAGCUAAGACCAAAUCAACAGGGGAAAAGAAUAAUUUCGAUAGAACAAGUUUUUGCAGGGAGAAGAAAAAUUAAAACUAUCGUUAAUAUUCUUAGCAAGAGAAGAUAUGGUAGCCAUGAAACAGGAAUAAGAUAUUUAAAAGGAAAUUGCAGAUAUCAAGAAAGUACCUGGAAAAUGAACUUUAAAAUAUGAAUCUCAAAAAAAAAAAAAUGUAUAUAUAUAUAUGUGUGUGUGUGUGUUCAUGUGAUUUGCAGAAAUGAAAAACUUUAACAGAAGGCUUAUAGACAAAAUUGAAGAAAUGUAGCAGAACAUAGAGGAGUAGGAAAAGCGAUGAAAAAAAUAAAAUGGGAAGGAUAAGAAAUUUAGAGGACCAGUUUGAGGUCAACAUCUAUAAAUAAUUGACUUUGCAGAAAAUGAACAUAGAAGAUGGUGGAGACAGAAGUCAUCAAUGAAAUAAUUCAAGAAAUUUUCCCAAACCUGAAGGACAAUGAGUUUCCAUAUUGAAAUGGCCCACCAGAUUCCCAGCCCAAUGGAUGGUUAAAAGUAGAGAUUAUGCCAAAGCAUAUCAUCAUAAAUCAGAUCUCUUUGGUUAAAGGGAAAAUCCUUGAAGUGUUCAGAGAAAAAAGAGAGAAAAGAAUCAAAUGAUAUUGGAAUUAACACAGUGGGAAAAAUACUACCCAGCCAGGAACAAACUACUUAUAUAGGAGCAGCAUCAGUGAAUUUUGAAAACAUGUUGAACGAAACAAACUAAACACAAAACAGUUCAUACUAUAUGAUGCCAUUUAUAUGAAGUUCAAGAACAGGCAGAAUGAAUCUGUGGUGGUAGAAUCAGAACAGUGGUUGCUGGUAGGGUGAGGAGGGAUUGGCUGGAAAGGAGCGUGAAGAAUUUUGUAUAUCUUGAUUGUGGUGUGUGGGUUACAUGAAUGUAUGUGUUUGUCAGAGCUCAUCCACUUGUACACUUAAGAUCUGUGUUUGUUUCACUGUAUGUAAAUUGAGCAGUAAUUUAAAAAAUAAUAUAAAAAAGGGUGUUGGGUUUUCUUAACAGUGGCACCGGUAGUUAGUUGGCAGACAAUUUUUUGCCUUCACGAUCCUGAGAAGAAAUCUACGAGUCUUUGGUCAACCACACUAUGAGUUAGUGUGAAGAUAGGCUAAAGACGCUUUCUGACAUUUAGGGUCUCAAAAAAUUUGCUACCCCU